Messenger RNA from Anolis sagrei ordinatus, 1163 nucleotides. NCBI's taxonomy places the organism in Eukaryota, Metazoa, Chordata, Lepidosauria, Squamata, Anolidae. The record is from RefSeq and is a predicted model, not a curated record.
AUGAAUAGCAUCCAAGACUUGCAGCAAGGAAACAAGCAGCUAGCAGUGCAGAAUAACAAGCUGCAGAGGACUAUUGAGACUGCAGAAGAGCUGAAUUCAAGACUCUCUGAGGAAAUCUCUGAGCUGAAAGGGAAACUACGGAGCACCCAACAAGCCCUAGAGCAAGCUAGAGCUGUGGCAAAUGAAUUAGAAGAUCUGAAGGUUUUUUCAAAAACUCUAGAAGAGGAAAAUAAUAGACUGCAUGCACAAACUCGACAGCUAGAAAAAGAACAUCAGUUGCUAUCUGUUCAAGUGGAUAAUCUGCAGGAAGAGAACAAGAAAUUACUUACAGAAAAAGAAAAUACUAAGCGUAAAAUCAAGGAGCUAUUUACAAAGAAAGCCAGUUUGAAGUCCAAAAUAUGCGAGUAUGAAAAACUUAUCUCCUGUAAGGGUGCUGCUCUUAAUGAGAAAACAAAACAAAUCGAAGAGUUGACAGUGGUCCUUGAUGAAUACCGAACAGUAGUUGAGGAAUUGAGACUGGAAGUCCGCAGACUUCAAGACCACUUGUGUCAGUCUUAUCAACAUCCAGAUACGCAGCCAAAUGAUUCCCUACAAAACAUGAAGACUAGCUUACAGGUUCCUGUACAGCCACUCUGUAUGGAGAUUGAAGAAUCACAGAAAGAGUUUAGUGAUGGUGAGGCCAUGCCUAGCCCUUUCUGUGGGGUGUUGCCAUCUUUCAAGAACCCUCCAGUGCCUUUGGACAACAUCAGAUCCUUGGCAGAGGAAAUAGUACCGGUGACGUUUUCUACCUUUCAAGAAGUCACAGUACCCACCUCAACAAAACUAAGUUCUGAAGCUGCCUUUCAAGAACAAGCUUUACUCCCAGUGUGUGGUGAGCUAAUGGCUGCUGUUGAGGAGAAGCCAGAUGGGACUUUAUUUGAAAUCCUAUUUCAAUGGUUCUGUGAUGUCCCCUUAGGCCACUUGAUAUUAUACAUCUUGCAGAAAUGGAUGCUUCCGGGACUCCUCACGUGUGGUUCCUUGCUGGCCAUAUUCUUCUUAGUUCUUCCUUAUGACCAACAUCCUGUCUGGGUUGAACCCAAGGGAGCAAAUCCUUGGCCACAGUUACAGUUACGGUACUUACGGCCACCACCUAUGUAAUAUCAUCUCCUUUCUCAAUUUGUGGA